Molecule: messenger RNA, 1011 nt
Organism: Eriocheir sinensis (Chinese mitten crab)
Lineage: Eukaryota; Metazoa; Arthropoda; Malacostraca; Decapoda; Varunidae
Exons: 3
Coding region: 542-970 (142 amino acids)
Source: RefSeq, a predicted model, not a curated record
UGGGCCCGUAUCCUCGAGAGCUAUUAACUUUUACUCUUAAAGUUACUAUCAAAGUUAAUAGUUUCAAAUUAUUAAGAGUAAAAGCUAUCCUCGUCAACUUUGAGUGUAGGUAUUAGCAAAUCCUGGCUACUAUUAUCUUCUUCUUCUUCUUUAUGGCGGGCUCGUUGCUAAGGACGCCUCCGUGCAAAACGUAAACAUCCGACAUGAAUUAAGUAUAUAUUUCAAAAGAAAAAUAAAGAAAAGAUGUAUAAAUGUACAACAGAAACAUAAUAAAUGGCAAACACAAGAAAAUACUGAGUUUUGUGGCAGAUAGAAGCAGCCUCAAAGGCUGUUUUUACUCCGUCACUCGUCAAUACCCUUAUCUCCCCGCCUGCGUCACGACUUGCUCUGCUGAAAUUACCGCACCAUAACCACGUCAUCUGCCCCAAUGAUCUACGGGCCGGAGAACCAGCGCAGAAAAGGAGUAAGUUUAAUUGGUCGCCAGAUGAAACGGUCUUCUUACAUCAAAUUCAAGAAAAAAUACGUAUAAUCAGAGGGUGUUAUGGGAAGAGUAUCACCCCUGAGGAUAAGAAGAGCGUGGACUGAAGUGGCAGAAGCUGUAACAAGUGCCUUCCCUGGGAGUGGACCCCGUACGCAGGAUGACUGUGAGAGGCGUUGGUACAACGUACAACAAAAAUCAAAGCCUUGCAUUGCCAAGUGCAAGAAUGAGCAGCGGCAGACUGAUACACACUUUAUCAGUAUUGCUAGAGACCAUCCCAGCACAUUGUUCAUUACUUGUGGAAAAGAUACCAUUAGCUGCUCCGGCAACAGCCACUGCUUCAAUAUCUGCUGGCCCUAUGACACCAGCCACUGCUUCAUCAUCUGCUGGCCCUAUGACACCAGCCACUGUUUCAUCAUCUGCUGGCCCUAUGACACCAGCCACUGCUUCAUCAUCUGCUGGCCCAAUGACACCUGCCACUGCAAGGGAUGACAAUGAAGCUGCUCCACCAUUCACCACCUACUUCAUCGGAG